Molecule: messenger RNA, 1674 nt
Organism: Talaromyces marneffei
Lineage: Eukaryota; Fungi; Ascomycota; Eurotiomycetes; Eurotiales; Trichocomaceae
Exons: 2
Coding region: 1-1674 (557 amino acids)
Biological process (GO): lipid metabolic process
Cellular component (GO): membrane
Molecular function (GO): oxidoreductase activity, acting on paired donors, with oxidation of a pair of donors resulting in the reduction of molecular oxygen to two molecules of water
Source: RefSeq, a predicted model, not a curated record
AUGGCCGACUCUAAACGAUCCGUCGUCGACCGUAAACAACGAAUUCUCUCGCGGCGAGAGAUCGAAGGACUGAUUGCCCAAGGUCGACACAUUGUGAUAUAUGAUGGAAAAGUUUUGAAAACAGAUUCGUGGUUGCAAUACCAUCCUGGUGGGCAGAUCUCAAUCAAGCACAUGGUUGGUCGCGAUGCCACGGACGAAAUCAAUGUUCUACACUCGGUAGAAGCCCGCCAACGCAUGCUCGCAUACCAGAUCGGACGUAUACAAGGACGAUGGACCAAUUUCCUCCCUCCAAUCCAAGGCGGAGAGUUUCGUCUGUACAAUAAGGAUGAAGCGGCUAGGUUAGAUGACUCUAGCGACGCCAGCUCACGCUGUUCUUCCCCCAUCUUUGACGAACCAAUUGAUGAGAAAACCGGCCUGCGGAGGAGAAACUCAGUAUCAAGUGUAGCAUCGUCCGCUUCACCUGUGUCAUCACAUGAUGAAAAGUCAGAAUCACAUUUUUCGUUCCUGGAUGCCCGGACACAGCAAGAAAUUGCCUUGGAUACUGCCAAAUAUCCCGCUGUUGAUGCCGCUUCCCAAGAAUAUAUCGUUCAGAAAUACCGUGAACUGGACCAGAGAAUUGCCGCCCAAGGCCUUUACAACUGCAACUACUGGGGAUAUUUCAGGGAAUGUUGUCGAUAUUUUCUGUUUGCUGCAUUGAGUUAUACCUUCCUGCAAUGGGGCUGGUACAUGCUAUCUGCAGUUUUCCUCGGAUGUUUGUGGCAUCAACUCGUCUUCACAGUGCAUGAUGCCGGUCAUAUGGGCAUUACCCACAAUUUCCAGGUGGACACAACCAUUGGCAUGACCAUUGCUAGCUACAUCGGCGGAUUGAGUUUAUGCUGGUGGAAACACAACCAUAACGUUCAUCAUAUCGUGACCAAUGCCCCCGAGCAUGACCCAGAUAUUCAACAUUUGCCAUUCUUCGCAAUCUCACACCGCUUCCUAACCAAUCUUCGCACCUCAUAUUAUGGAAUAGUCAUGAAAUAUGACUUUGUCGCCAAGAUCUGCUUGCAAGUUCAAAACUAUCUGUACUACCCCAUCAUGCUCUUUGCUCGGUUCAAUCUGUAUGCAUUGAGUUACGUGCAUCUUGUCAUGGGGAGAGGCCCGAGAAAGGGCCCAGCCUGGUGGCAUAGAUUUUAUGAGAUUGUUGGAGUUUGCUUCUUUUGGACCUGGUUUGGAUAUGGAAUUUUGUACUGCACGCUUCCAAAUUGGUCGACUCGAAUUGGCUACCUUCUCAUAUCGCAUAUGGUCACUUCUCCGCUUCAUGUGCAAAUCACACUCUCUCAUUUCGCCAUGUCGACUGCUGAUCUGGGAGUAACCGAGUCUUUCCCUCAGAAAAUGCUCCGCACAACCAUGGACGUUGACUGUCCUACUUGGUUGGACUUUUUCCACGGCGGUCUCCAAUUCCAAGCGAUCCAUCAUUUGUUUCCACGUAUCCCUCGUCACAAUCUUCGAGAAACCCAAAAACUCAUCAAAGAGUUCUGCCGCGAAGUCGAGAUUCCAUAUGCCAUCUUCACGUUUGUGGAUGGUAACAAGGAAGUGAUUUCGCGUCUGGCCGAUGUUGCGAAGCAAGCGAAGAUAAUGGAGGAGUGUAGGAAGUCGAUUGCUCGGGAAGGUGUCUUUGCUACUCAUCACUAA